This is a messenger RNA of Drosophila elegans, 834 nucleotides long. RefSeq names its product peritrophin-1-like. The transcript has a single exon. Bases 1 to 555 code for a protein of 184 amino acids. Gene Ontology annotation, cellular component: extracellular region. The record is from RefSeq and is a predicted model, not a curated record. NCBI's taxonomy places the organism in Eukaryota, Metazoa, Arthropoda, Insecta, Diptera, Drosophilidae. Gene Ontology annotation, molecular function: chitin binding.
AUGUCCAGUUCGCGGAAUCCUUUGACCCCAACAUCUACAUCCGAGACUACAACGAGCAGCAGUAUCCCAACUCCAGGAGGUUCGUCUCAGGGUUCGACUCUGGCAACAUCAACUUUAGUACCCUCAACGACCACUGAAAUCCAAGAAAUACGACCUGAUUGCAGCAACUUGCCAAAUGGAGUAUUUCUAAGAGACCCCCUGUCAUGCAACAAGUAUUAUGUAUGUCUGGAUGGUAAAGCGAUUCAAGAGAGCUGUCCGAAAAAUCUGAACUUCGACAUUAAAAGAAAGGUCUGCAAUUUUCCCAGUUUAGUGGAUUGUUCUUUUGACGAAGUCCUAGAGACUGUCACGAAGAAGCCCUCAAAUACAGAAUCCACUCCCGACUGCAAAUUAUUGCCAAAUGGGGCCUAUAUAAGAGAUCCAAACUCAUGCAGUAGGUUCUACGUUUGUGCUAACGGUCGACCUAUGGCUCGACAGUGUCCUAGGGGUCUGCACUUUGACAACAAAUCAAACUUCUGUAAUUAUCCCAGUCUGGUUCAAUGCUCGGUAAAGGCGUAGAUCAGCGACUGGUUAAGAUAUCGUAAACAAAGAGCUUUUAAAUAUAAGUAUACGGCACGCUCUGUAAUCUAGUUAUAGGAAUAUGGUGAAUGGGUUUAUUACAUUAGUUUAUAUGUACAUUGGGUUGAAGGGUAACAGCUACUAAUCAAUAUAUUUUAGUGUGGUUACUGACACAUAAGUUACAAGCAGACUCUAAUACGACCUAGCCAGUUGAAGAGUAUAGUUAAUUACUCGAUCUGUCUAGGAAUUAUAUAAUAAAUAAAGUACUUACAAAACAAA